AUGGAUAAACCUCUAGAAAGCAUUCCUUCUGAUUUGACAGAUAAAAGUUCUUCAUCCUUACCUAGCAUUAGUGAACUCAUGAACAAAGUUAAUGUUAGGACAAACUUUUUGCAACCUCCUAUUCCAAACAUUGUACUAGCAAGUGAUUGUGUAUCAGAAAGUUCAAUUGAGAAAGUCACUAUCAGGAGUAAAGAUUUAAAGAGAAAACGAUUACACUAUUCUUCUUCAGAAUCUGAUUAUGUUUCAGAAAGUUCAACUAAGACAGUCAAUACCAGAAGUAAAUAUUUAAAGAAAAAAUGCAUACAACAUACUCCUUCAGAAUCCGAUUCUAACGAAAAUUCUACUGAAGUUACUAAUAUUGAUAAUUCUGAUAUUAACGAGGAGAUUGAUUCUAAUAUAACUGAAAGUGAAAGUACUGAAGACAACCCUUAUAUACGGAUUAAUGGUCGAUUCUUGGUCGAUUUUCGACAUUUGAAAAUAGCACAGCAACAUGAAAAAAAAUCAGCUAGUUCAAAAUCAUGGAAUAAUGAAAGCGAAUAUAAAGAGAUGGACAUUCAAGUUGAAUAUAAUAAUACCUGGAAAAUGUCAAAUAAUUCUUCUAGCUAUAAAAGUGAUUUAGAAAAUUCUAUUGUACUAAAUAUUAAUUUAGAUGCUUUAAAAAAGUCAGCAUCAAAUGUAUUUCAAGUACAAUGUAUCUCUAUACAAGAAUUUAACGAAAGAGGAUUUCAUAAAAAGACAGAUAGUGAGGUGGCAAUUAUGGAGUAUAUUCAUUUAAAUACGCAUAUCCCUGUUCCCAAAAAUAAUCUCAAUAUAAAAAAAAAGAAUUUAUUUCUUUUAAAAAUUAUUGACAUUCAAUUGGCAUUUAAAGAACAUAUGUUUUCAAAAAUUGGUAGCAUUUUUUUCGAUGGUAAAAAUGAUCAAUUUAAAAUUGGUCAAGUGAUUGAAAGUAUCUUUUUUACUGGUGAGCAGGCAACUUUACCCACUAUGGAACGGUGUCCUUUCAAAACAACAAAGGAAUAUAUCUUAGCAGUUAUUCGAAAUCAGAUGCAUUACUAUAGCAUGUUUAAAUCUACAAAAAAGCAAAAGUGUUUAAUUCCAAAAUAUGAAGAACUAUAUCAAUUAGUACCAAAAUAUUUUCAGAAUGAUGGAAAUGACAUGUUUGUAUUAACACAUAUAGACUUUCACACAUUAAACAUUUUUGUCAAGAAUGAUAAAAUAACAGGAGUCAUAGAUUGGGAAUGA
Molecule: messenger RNA, 1242 nt
Organism: Racocetra persica
Lineage: Eukaryota; Fungi; Glomeromycota; Glomeromycetes; Diversisporales; Gigasporaceae
Source: the annotation of a GenBank genome assembly